AUGUCAAAAAAACAGGUUAUGACAAGCUGGCGAUUUCGCUGGAGAUCGCGUAAAGGAAUUGCUCCCGGUCUCACUGGUAAUUUUGCUGGACAUCGCACUGACGAUCUCGCUGGUGAUCACGCUGAGGGUUUAUCUGGGAGUCUCGCUGGAGAUCACGCUGACGGUCUUUCUGGAGGUCCCGCUGACUUCCUCGCUAGAGAUCGUGCUGAUGGUAAUACUAGGGGUUUGACUGGAGGUUGUUUUGCUGGAGUCUUGCUGAAGAUCACACUGACGAUCUUUCUGGAGGUCUCGCUGGAGAUCACGCUGACGAUAUCUCUGGAGGUCUUGCUGGUGAUCACGCUGACGGUCUCGCUGGUGAUCACGCUGACGGUCUUUCUGGAAAUCUCGCUGGAGAUCACGCUGACCUUUUUUUUUAGAGGUCUCGCUGGUGAUCACGCUGACGAAAAAGAAUUAGAAGAAGAAGGAGGUCAAACGAUAGUCCAGUUGGCAAGGCAAUCAGUUCUCUCAAGUGAACAACGGGCUAGCACGUUCCGUCCGUUAAUUGGAGCAAUUCUAGGUGUCCUAUAUACAAGUCCUGGAAAUACACAUGCGGGGAUACAGUUUAGUUGUUCAAAACGGCCGGGUCAAAAGGAAACUGCUACUGCUACUAUAUUUCUCCGUUACUUCUUCUCUCGACACGCUCUCUUUAGUUCUCAAAUGAUCUCUGAAAUAUUCAGGUGCUUCUCAAAAACUACAAUCAUCGACCAAAAGGUCAGAAAGAAGAAUGAGAAUUUAAUAAAGGACAGAAGAAAAUUUCCUCGGUUUCUAGAGCCAAAAUUGACAGGUCACGUUGUCGACAAUUGUAACGAAGAAAUCGCGAAAGCCCGGAGCAAUAUUGACCGUCUCAUUUCGUCGGAUUCGAAACGUUACACGUGUCCAGGACACCUUAUGACCCGGCAGAACCAGAGGAGGCUCCUUUGUCCGGGAAUCCUUAACAACACUCACGUCUCAUGUCCACGGAUUUCAAGCACCGUUGAGUCAACUUCAAGACCCACUCACUUUCAAUACCCUUCUUCCUACUAUUCCAUUAUUCUCGGUGCUUUUUAUUUUUCCGUCCUUUUGCUUUUUAUGAUAGAGCUUUCGGUAGUUUAUUUUGAGAAAUAUUUCUUUGGGAACUAUAAGGAGAGAAAUUUUGUUGAAAAAUUACCGCAAAAAUCAGUGAUUCAGGAUUCAGUUACAAACAGCAAAAACUCAGCAGACUCAGUAAAAAUAGUUGAUGUAGAAAAAUCUCUUAUGGGAAUUCUAUUUAUUCAUUUUUCUUUGUCCCAUUUACCAUAUUACAAAACACCUGGAAUUCUUCCCAUACUUGAUCUUAUUUUUUGCUCUUGUUCCAAUCACAUACGAAAAAAAAUCUCGAGUGUCGAUGAUAAGGAAACUCAGUGUGUGGCCAACCGCAGUAUCAAAUUAUUGGGAGGACGUAGACUGCCAAAACUUGCAGGAGCUCAUCUAGAUGCGAAAAGCGAAAACGAUAAAGUUAUUGCUGAACCCGGAAACCGAAGAAGACAUAUAUAA
Cotesia congregata is the source of this 1551-nucleotide messenger RNA. NCBI's taxonomy places the organism in Eukaryota, Metazoa, Arthropoda, Insecta, Hymenoptera, Braconidae. The record is from the annotation of a GenBank genome assembly.